This is a messenger RNA of Candidula unifasciata, 483 nucleotides long. NCBI's taxonomy places the organism in Eukaryota, Metazoa, Mollusca, Gastropoda, Stylommatophora, Geomitridae. The record is from the annotation of a GenBank genome assembly.
AUGACAGCCAAGCAUUCCGUUCUCUUUGUUUGUCUAGGUAAUAUCUGCAGGUCUACAAUGGCAGAGGGCGUGUUUGAACACCUGGUCAAAGAGAGGGGACUGCAAGAUCAGUGGGUGAUUGAUAGUGCUGGCACAGGGGACUGGCAUGUUGGCUACCCUCCGGAUGAAAGAACCAUGAAAGUGUUGAAGAAACAUGGUAUCCAUGGAUACAAACAUAAAGGGCGACUAAUAACACAAGCAGACUUCACCACAUUCGAGUACAUAUUUGGAAUGGAUCAUGAAAACAUAUCGGAUAUCACCGAACUAGCCCCAGCAAACAGCACAGCCAAAGUUGCCUUGUUAGGAGAAUUUGAUCCACAAAAGGAACUCAUCAUAGAAGAUCCUUACUUCACUGUUAGCCGCAACAAGAAUGCCUUCAAUGAAGUGUAUGACCAGUGUUUAAGGUGCUGUGCAGCUUUUCUAGACACAGUGUCAGGCAAAUGA